GACUCCAAGUUUGAGACAACGAACAGAUAUUUCAACAGUUAUAUUUAAAACCCUAUACGUACCGUUCGCGUAGUUUAGAUUUUCGAAUUCAUCAUUCAUUACUGACUACUGAGUAGGAUGAAAGUCGUAGAUUACCAAUUAAUAUUUAAGCGAGUAUUUAUUACAAAUUAUUGGUGAAAAUAUCGAUCACUGAUGAAGUGAAGUUCGUGUUGCAUGGUAAAAGUCUCGCGGUUCACAAAAUGGAUAAACAUCGACAACAGAAGCAUUCGAAUUUUAAUCUGUAUCUGACUACGUGUGCAGCCAAUUUAGCAACAGUUUCUGCCGGUUGUACGAUGACCUGGACAUCGCCAACUCUACCAAAAUUAUUCCAGCCAAAUGAUUACCUCACAAUAACCAAAGAAGAUGGUGCCUGGAUUGGAUCCUUGCUACCCCUGGGAGCUUGCUUCGGACCUCCUUUAAUCAUUCUAAUCGUUGAUAUAAUCGGCAAAAAGUUAUCGAUACUCAUGUGCACGAUGAUAAUACUAGCGCACUGGUUAGUAAUAGCUAUGAUUAACUCACUGGAGGUGAUUUACAUAGCUAGGUUUAUUGCUGGCAUGGCUGUUGGAAUUGUUUUCAAUCUUAUUCCGGUUUACAUUGCUGAAAUAUCAUCGGACGAGACUAGAGGAUUUACCGGAUCGUUAUUUCUACUUUUCUUGUAUAUUGGUUUCAAUAUCCCUUACAUAGUUGGACCAUACACGUCCAUUUUAACGCUGGUUCUGGUCGCUGCUGCGAUACCUUUGUCUACAAUGCUGCUUUUCAUCUGGGUACCGGAAUCGCCGCAUUAUUUGUUGGAAAAAGGACGAAAACAACGAGCAUACGCGGCUCUGCAAUGGCUCAGGUCAUAUCCUGAGAAAAGUCGCGUCCAACAAGAAAUUGCUGAUUUACAGGAAAUGUUGGAUAAAUCUCAAGAUGAAAAACUACACACUGGUUCAAUGAUAAUCCGGAUGACGCAGCGUAGAAGUUUAAAAUCUCUUUACUACGGUUGUAUGCUGAUUUUAUUCCAACAAAUGGCAGGAUAUAAUGCUGUUGUAUUCUACAGCGAAGCCAUAUUUAAAGAAGCUACAACUAUUUCAUCCAGCUUAGCGACUAUUAUCUGUGGACUAGUGAUGCUGACCGCAUCUACCGUCGUUCCUUUGAUGAGUAAAUUGUUCAGAAUCAAGCAUCUUUUAUAUUUUUCAACUAUCGGAUGUCUAUUUUUUCUGAUUAUAUUGGGGAUUUAUUUCAAGUUCCUCGAAUUGGGUAAAGCUAGCGAAUCUGUCAGUUGGGUUCCUAUCUUCUGCAUCGUUGGAUACAUAAUUUCCCAUUCUCUAGGUUUCGGACCAUACCCUUGGGUCAUCGUAGCAGAAAUUUUCCACCCUUCUGUGAAAUCCUUCUCAUCAGCAUUCACUACAUCCAUCUGCUGGUUUCUGUGUUUCCUAAUUACCAGACUUUUUACCACAUUUGUCGAUAUGCUAGGAUCUUCGGGCACAUUCUGGUUAUUCGCUGGGUUCUGUUUGAUAGCACUAAUUUUUCUAAUAGUGCAAUUGCCAGAUACUCAGGGUAAAUCGUUUCAAGAAAUCCAAGAUUUACUCGGUACAAAAGGAAAUGUCAUUCGGACGGAAGACAUGAAGUAUGCUCAUGAUAAAAGUGUAUCGAAGUCCUAGAACGAUUCUUUGGACUUAUAUCUGGCUGUGAAUAUUUAGUAUUGCAAAGCUUCCUGUAAGGAAGGGUAACGUGCUUUUGAAAUCAAACGUCAAUUUUUAGGCAUUUAGGAAAGCUUGGAUAAAUUACUUACCUAGAGUUAUUCCCUCCUAAUGAAAACGGACAUUUUUUUCUUAUAAUAUGAAUAGGUAGUGAGUUAUUUUAGUUGAAAAAGAUUCCAUAUUCCAGUUUAUAUUUAACACGUAAAAUGAAGAUUCACAACUCAUCCCAAAAAAAGGAAUUUAUCUAUGAAAAAUUUCUUCAGAUAGUAUUGAACGAUUAUGAUCAUAAUGUGUCUCCCUAAGGAAUUUUCUAUAUUUUUUUAGUUCUCUUUCAGGAAAAAAUGAUUGAACAAAUUUAAAUUUAAAAAUUUCUUAAAAAUGGAAAAAUGAAAUUUUGCAUUUGAAAUUAAUUAGGUAAUUGGUGGUGUAUCUCUGUAUAGGUUUCUUUGCGUUUUAUUUAUUCCCUUUAAAAAUAUUUUGCCGGUAGGAAUACUUCUCUGAUAUGGGAAAAUAUUAAAAUCAUGUCAUGUGUCAGGUUAGUUUUGGAAAAAGAUUUUAAAAAAUCCUCUUUGGGAAGCACAUCAAAUUGAAAAAAACUAAAAAAAAACAUUAAUUUUAACCUACCUACUCAAAUGUUUUUUUUUUUUUUAAAUUCAAUAAUUUUAGUAAAGUCGAAUAAUUUUUUCCGGUUUUGGAUUCGGACUAUGUGGUCCAUAAACCCUAAAAAUUGAAUUAAAAUACAAAUUUAUAAAUAAAUACCUGCCUGCCUGCUUUAAAUUAACUUGUAAAAUUAGGGCACUGUGUUGUAUAGUGCCUUAGUAAAAUAAUAGGCUUUUUAUGUGAAUCAUUCGUGGGUAUUUGUGUUUUCUUUUUACACAAAAAUCACUUGCUCCAAUUAUUUAUGGAAUGUUUUCUUCGCAUAAUUGAAUUUUCUAUCAUUUCUACAAUUUGAAGCACACGUCGUGAAAAAAUGUGUUUAAAAGGUUUUUUUCAACUUUGAUUUUCAAAACAAAAAAAAAAUACAAGUUUAUCAAAAUUCAAUAAAUUAGGUAUUUUUUUUGUAUUUUGUAUUUUUUUGGAUAAAUUAAACACACAAAAAAAUAUAAUGAACCUUUAUUUCAAAUUUCCGAUAUCAAUUUUUUGAGUCAUGAAUUCACCCAAAACUAUAUUAAAAAAAGAAAAAAAACCUUCAAACAAAAAAAUGUUUGUUUUGCUUUAAAAAAAAAAAAAAACUUUUCUGCCAACAUCGAUUGGAGUAAGUAUAAUAUAAAGACAUUUUUUCUUUUUCUUUCGUCAUUUUAGGUAUACCAAUCUAUAUUUUUCUGAAAUUGAUUAAGUAAUAUACAUUUUUCAAAGCUGUAAUCACUCUGAAUCAUUUUGAGGAUUGAGUAAAUUGGAAAUUAUUAUUAUAAGAAAACAAACGGUUACCUCAGAAAGUUCCUUAUUAUCUCAACCUUAAGUAUAACUUGUAAGGAAUAGAAAAAUGUAAGCAUUUAUAUAAAUAUACCUAUGUAGUAUUCUUGA
Molecule: messenger RNA, 3245 nt
Organism: Planococcus citri (citrus mealybug)
Lineage: Eukaryota; Metazoa; Arthropoda; Insecta; Hemiptera; Pseudococcidae
Product: facilitated trehalose transporter Tret1-like
Exons: 7
Coding region: 240-1682 (480 amino acids)
Biological process (GO): transmembrane transport
Cellular component (GO): membrane
Molecular function (GO): transmembrane transporter activity
Source: RefSeq, a predicted model, not a curated record